AUGGCAAAGUCGCUUCGUGCGAGCUCCAAACUUGCCGCACGCAACCGAAAGCGGUAUACGGAAACGUCUGACUAUGCUGUUACGGCGGCUGCGCGUCUACAACAGGUCUCGGAGCGCCUCAAGCAACGGAUGAACCAGCCCAAACUCUCAGAGCUGGAAGCCGAUAAGAGUGAUGACGCGGAGGACGAGGCCAUGGAGACGAAGAGCACGCCUGAGGCUGGGACUAUGCAAGUGGAUGGUGCUGAAGGCGAAGCGCCCCGCAAGAUCAGCACGUCGGCGCCCCGUGGUUCCCGCAAGGAGCAGUGGCGCAAAUCGCGUGGCCUGUCGAUGCAUCGCAAGUCCUCGAGCAAGAGUGGGCGGGCCAAACGCCGCCGCUAG
This is a messenger RNA of Malassezia sympodialis ATCC 42132, 378 nucleotides long. Its product is annotated as ribosome biogenesis protein. NCBI's taxonomy places the organism in Eukaryota, Fungi, Basidiomycota, Malasseziomycetes, Malasseziales, Malasseziaceae. The record is from RefSeq and is a predicted model, not a curated record. Gene Ontology annotation, cellular component: preribosome, large subunit precursor.